AUGAGUCGAAGAUAUUACCCAAAUAUUUUGAUAACAGGAACUCCAGGUUGCGGAAAAACUUCUCAUUCUGAGAGCUUGAGCUCUCAAUUAGCGAAGCCCUAUAAGCAUUUCUCCAUCAGCGAUAUUGCAAAGAGCAGAGAUUGUAUAGAGGGGUACGAUGAAAAGCUAGAUACUUCAGUGGUGGAUGAGAACAGAUUGUUAGACAGCUUGGAGAAUGAUUUGCGAGAAGGGGGCAUCAUAAUAGAUUGGCAUUGCUGCGAUAUUUUUCCUGAAAGGUUAAUAGAUUUGGUUGUAGUGCUAAGGACUGAUAAUAACUUAUUAUAUGAAAGGAUGAAGAAAAGGGGCUACAAAGAUAACAAAAUCCAGGAAAAUCUUGAUUGUGAAAUCAUGGAAGUGAUUUUACAAGAGGCUAGAGAUGCAUACAGAUCUGACAUAGUGGUGGAACUUCAAUCAAACUGUGUCGAAGAAAUGGAGGAGAACAUUGACCGAAUCUCAGCGUGGGUCGCAAAUUGGAAAAAGGAUCAUAAGAAUGGUGAGAGUAAUGAGUUACAAGGCUCAGAAAGUGGUAGUGAAAGUGAUGAUGCGUCCGUUGAUGAAAUUAGUGAUGAAUCUGAUGACGACCAUGAGUCAAAUACUAAUACCGAAAGUACAUAA
Messenger RNA from Priceomyces carsonii, 654 nucleotides. RefSeq names its product nucleoside-triphosphatase (gene HBR1). The record is from RefSeq and is a predicted model, not a curated record. The transcript has a single exon. Gene Ontology annotation, cellular component: nucleus; cytoplasm. Lineage: Eukaryota; Fungi; Ascomycota; Pichiomycetes; Serinales; Debaryomycetaceae. The coding region runs from base 1 to 654 and encodes 217 amino acids. Gene Ontology annotation, molecular function: ATP hydrolysis activity; AMP kinase activity; ATP binding.